Molecule: messenger RNA, 2329 nt
Organism: Toxoplasma gondii ME49
Lineage: Eukaryota; Apicomplexa; Conoidasida; Eucoccidiorida; Sarcocystidae
Exons: 1
Coding region: 375-899 (174 amino acids)
Source: RefSeq, a predicted model, not a curated record
AAGACUUAUGGGCAUCUGAAAAAACUUGGAUAUCUGAAGACGGAUAGGCAUCUGAAGCUGAGCCCUCUUCAGCAUCCAGUGUCACCUCGCAGGCUCGGGGGUCUGAGGAUGGCGACGCCGAAAGCGGUGGCUCCUGCCCCCGCUCCGGCAAGAAGUCGGGGAUGAUUUCAAUACUCACGGAGGAUGUGUCACUCAUCUUGGCGCAGUCUGGAAAACAGCAGCUUCGCAGGAACGAGGGAAGUGCAGCGCCAGUGUCGAACCACGCACGGAAUCUCUAGGAUUCAAGUCCGCGCAAGUGGGGAAACCAACUUUGGCACACCCCCCAGAAAACGCGUGCGACGCUGCUGGUUGCGACGUCACCCGCAGUCCCCUGCAUGCGCGGAGACAUGGACAGAACCAUGUACUGGUUCAAGAACCUGGCUCCUGUUUCGUUGGCGUUGGGGUGCUUCGCUCGCCUGCAGCGGCAGUUUCGGGAGCUUCGAGUUGCGCAACUCGGGACGUCGUCCCUGCUUCAUGUACAGAAAAAAUCGGCCACGCAUGCAGCAGCGCUGGUGGCAUUCGCCCGGAGAUACGCAGAGAUGCUCGACGGGUUAGCCAGCGAGAAAAACUCCGCUGUCCAGCCUUCGGCCCGCGCUCUGGGAACCUCUAACGCCGGCAACGACCAGCAACGGGCGUCAAAUGCAGGAAACUACGAAGCCCCUGUCUACCCAAAGGCAUGUUCCCGAUCAGACGUCGUGCGAUCCCCCAUCCCUCAUCUCAUUCACCGCGUUCUCAGUUUCCCUGUUGAUAUCGAGCUGUGUCUGGUCUGUCGCCAGUGUAGGGUCCAGGACCGCAGUUGGUCGCCAGGACCCACGCAACGGAGUCACCGCAGCCGCCCGUGUGAUGCCUUAGAAGGCUAAGAAACCUACAGGGAGUGUCUGGGCGGCGAAUUGAGAGGGAACAGAGGGAGAACCGGCGCAGUCGAACUCUGAUCUGGUAAGCAAAAACUGCAGGAACUAGAGCAGCAGUCGAGUUCCCACGCAAGCAUCGCUUAACGCUGAAUCGCACUUUCGUUCUCGUCGACGAAAAGCCACAGCAGGGAUCCACCCAAAGGACGAGGAUCGAGAGGACUAGCGGCGCGCAGAGCAGGGGCUACUGAAACGAAACGCGGAUGACACCGAGAGCAAGCAAAGAGAGGGCAUGCCGUUUUUUUCCGCAGACAGCAAGCGAGAAGACGGACAUCAAGUCGUUGACUCACGGCGAGUGCCGCGUGGAGACCCUGGACCGCCUCCGGCCCCGGGAAGCAGCCGGCGGGGCUACACGCCGGGGCAACAGAGCCUGGCGGGACUUACACUCCUCUCACAUUACGUCAGCAUGCCCACAGAACACAGCGUAUCAUGACGAAGAAGAUUUGAGCUCCGUUAGAUGCAGCAGUCCACUGGCACUCGAGGCGCUGAGACGCAGCUCGGAGACAAGAUGCCAUGUUUCACGGUGGAGCCGCGACGCCUCUGGAAGCACCGCCUCAAACGACGGCCUGGAGGCGACAGAGGGACAAGACGGAUCCACUCGAAAUCGGACAAAUAAAUUGAGAUGACGUGUCGACACGGUAAGCGAAAAAAACGCGCAGAGGUAAAACAGAGAGCAGAUGUGGGCGACUAGCCACAGGUCCGACGCGAGCGUAGCGUAAUGCACUACCUCCCCUGCUUCGACGGCCACUGAGGAACCGACCGGUGGCCGCUUUUGGUGAAAAACUGGAUGGACCAAAAAAGAGUAAGAAGGGUCAGAACGAAUGCGCUUCGUGCGAAGCGGAGAGGCCACUCAAAACCCGACCCUGGAUGUACCACCAGGGCGGGAGCAGCGGCCGCAUACAACAGGCGCUAACAAACAGCGAAAUGAGACCUGAACAAAGGCUGGUCUUCACCAUUAAGAAGAGAAUGCAAAUUUCCGGGGAAGUCUCAAAUGGGGCAGAAGGGCAGACACACAGACAGAAGGACACCUCCGGCGCGCCGAACCGCAGCCGUGGCGCAGUUCCUCGGAGAAGACAGCUGAGGUCGUGCCAGAAAAGUCUGGAGAACAGAAACACGUGUGUGGCUCAGAAAAACAAAUGACGGAUUCACCCGGGUUGGAGAGCUGCAGAAAAAACCGCUGGAAAAGACCUCAGGACACCACGGGGCGAAAGAGAUGCACGCGUCUGUCCCCGUCGUGCAAUGCAGAAGACUCGGUGUUUGGCAUCGAAUUCCGAAGAAGCUUACUUCUCCAGUCUUGCGUCCCAAUCAACCUUGCCGCAGUGAAAAAGUGCUAAGAGCCGCCUCGUAGCGAGCCUAUCCAUUUUGAUAGACAUACGCGAGGG